GCCGCCGAGGUUCAAACGUGAGCCAGCGGUCUGUUGUUUCCACCGUGGUCGCGCUCUUCUGUGCCUUUCUAGCUCCUCGACAACGUCCGAAUGGGAAGAAAAUAUCGACUAACGAACGCUCGAUUUCUGUCGGCGUGUUGAAGCCCAGCCGUACGCCGCCGUGCAGUGCCGCAGAGAAGUGGCGUGGGCCUGCUGCCAACAGGAUGAACCCUGGCCAACAGGUGCCAAGCAUAGAGCACUGUUGCUGCCUUCAUGGACGUGCUGGGGGCUUUGCUCACUGUCCUCCUGUCCAGCUCAUGCACUGCUGUGCCGCUGAAGCCAACCGUCUCACUAGAAGCCCUCUCCACCGACCAUCAGGGAUUGAGCUUGCCAGAAGCAGGACGAUUAAUCAACACCAGUGUGGAUGGCAACCCACCAGCACCGACAGAAACAACAAAGUUAGCUAAUGAUGCUUUCUUGCAGAGUUCUGUGCACACAGCCGACAGCGCAACUUCUGAGCCUCACCACACUUCAACGUUCCCUGCAUUUGUCCUCAGCACGUCUGAAAAGAGCAUUACAGGGGACCCUGUUUUGUCAACAGUGAAGAUGAUAGGUAGCGAAGAUGUGGCGAGCGCAUCAAAAGACAAGCACUCCAUGGUGUUAGAAACACUCUCCCAUCUGCAAACUACCACACAAGCCUCUUUGAAGUUGGAUGUGCUUGAUUAUCAACUAAGCUCCCUCAAGAACAAGUCAGCGGAUAGACAGGUGACCACAUUCCCUGGAAGCAUGCCUUCGGCCUGGGUGACAACUGGACUUCCAGGUGCCACUCAGAAAAGGGUGCUGAAGCCAAAAGUAGAACCUGCUGUCGGUAAAUCAUCAGUUGUGUACAAAGCACCCACAUCACCAUAUGCUGUUGGUGAAAAGGAGGCAACUGCAGUUCCUAGGGUUGCCAGUCACAACCAAGCUAAUAAUGAAGGCCUGCAUGUUUCAGUGGAAGGACCAACCAUUAAAGAGCUUACGAGUCAAGUUCCACCAACUGCAAACCCUAAUGUACCAACUCACAACUACUUUAGAGUACAAAGCCUGACAUGGCCCACCGCAGAGAAUUAUGGAAUCACUGAUGCACUAAACAUUACAACCACAGAGACAAUGCAAGCAACCACAGUGCUGUCCAGCACUCUCCCACCUUGGAACAAUGUGGAUUUCGUGCAAACUUCAGCACCUACAGCAACAAACAUUAGUGUGGAGCAUGAAUAUAAAAGCAAUGAAGCAGUAGAUGUUGAACGUCAGUUAGAGAGUCUUGUGUCAACACAACGUCCAACCAAGAGACCUUCGACUGCCCAAAGUCAGACCAUCCAGCCUUCAACCACAGAUUCUUCAUUCUCAUCAAGUGCCGACUUAGUUAAAAUUACAACCAAGCAGAACAACACAUUAAAUGAGCGCCCUGUAUCCCAUUUGGUGACCAACACACCACAAACCAAGGAAGGCUCAAGUGAAGGCAACAUGCCACUACCAACAUUGAGUGACCCAGUGAACUGCACAUCAGUGUUUUGCACAGCUGAACAAACACCACACUCACUAAUGGGCUCUUCUGAUAUGGCUGCUGCGGUUAAACACAGUGUUACAUUUCAGGAAAAUACAAGCCAGAAUGCAGAUGAUGGUGCAUCUUUGGGCACUCUUGAGAAUAUUGAAUCAAGUGCCACUGCUGUCACAGUGCCUGAACCUAUUCUGGAAUUCAACACAGCCUCUCUGGAACACCCUGAGAUUGCCAACUCGUCAGUGGCGACUUUUCCUCUGCAAACCAAUUAUGUGACACUAGCCAAGAUGACAAGCAUGCCACCCACCUCUAUCCCUGCUGGCACAUCAACAAUGGUUAAUUCAAGUGAAGCAUCAGUGAACCCACAGAAUGUGUCGGAUCCAACAAGCAUGCUGACAGAACAUGUCAAAAUGUCCACAGAGGCUACUGACUAUCGUCACGAAGCAUUCCAAACAACGCCGUCAGAAGAAAGCAGCAUAUCAACUGUUGCAGCGAUAACAACAUACGGUUCCUUUGAUACUAUGCUCACAUCACCAUCCUCUCAUCAUAGCAACACAUUUCCUUCGGCAGAUGACCACGACACGUUGUCUCUAAACUAUGACAGAGAAAGCACCACGGAGCUGACACCAUCGCAACCCAUGGAAAAUGAAACAGUUAUGGAUAUACUUCCCGCUGCACCAAGUACUCCAGUAGGCUCAGUAUUAGGCACAUUUUUGGAAGACAGUGUGACUAAUUCUGACAAUUCUAAAAUGCCAAAUACAACUAGUGCUGUUGAGCAUGAGGAGAGUUCAGCAGGCACAGGUGACACUGCAGAAAAACCAGGAAUGAUUUCUGGCACUACUGCUGCGGAAGUAGAGGGGCAGGAAGUGUUGCCGGAACUAACACAUGAAGGCCUGCCGACGCAACUGCUUGUGAGUGAACCAACAGAACAUUUUACAUUUUGGAAGGAAAAUGAUACUGCUCACGAGAAGCUUGAAACAACUCGAGCUUUGAGUGCUGUCACAGAAAGCAGUGCGUCGUCCGAUUUCUCGCACGUUUCAAGUGAUGGACUCACUAGUGUUGUUUCAGAAGUGACAACUACACUACCCGCAAACCCAGACAGUUCAGAGGAGAGCGAGCCAGUUUCACCGCAUACUCCAGCAAGUGCAAGCGACAUCGCUUUGGAGGUGACUUCACCACAUGUGGAGCAGAGUACCUCAGAGAAGAGCACUGUUUCUGCAGCUGUGCCUUCUGAAGAGACAACGGUGAUGCCAAGGCACGGAGCCUCGGAAGACGGCACUUCGGCUGAGCUGUCGACUCAAGCGCCUGCCAUAUCAAGUUCCGAACAAACAGUGAAAGGCACACUGCCAACCUGCGUGCCCUUGGAGCCGCCGCGGAGUCCAACGCACGAGUUCCGGCUGGUGUUCAACACUUCGGCCGAGUUCUCCUGGGAGCAGGUGGAAGCCCUUGAGAGGCGCAUCCAGCACUUUUCCAAUGACAGCACUUGCCCGCGCCGCUUCGCACGCACUGCUUUUGCUCUUGGACCCCCACACGUACUCAGCUGGACAGACCCAUCGGCCAAUGCGAGCUGGUGCGAUCGUGACGCUGUAGACUUCCUGCUGCGUUCCAUGCGCGCCAACACUGGCCACCCUACACCCGAGGUGACAAGGGCCUUCUACCCAGAGUUUAAGAUCGUCGCCAUCGAGCUUCGUUACCGUGGUGCAUGCGCGGAUCGCCGGGGCACCACGCCAUUCCCAGUUGCGGCCACAGCCAUCGGCGUUGUCCUCGCAGCAGCGCUUGUGGCCGGCUUAGUCCUCUGGAGGGCACUGCGACUCGCGUCCCCGCGGUCACGCAAGCUCAAUGUCACCAGCAGGUCCUCCGCGACGCAACAACAGCCACCUGGCAACUCAUUUGAUCUAAAGCAGCGUCGCCCUGUACUCCUUCCGGGAGAGAAUAGGGCACCGGCCGGCGGCGCCAAUGGCACUCCGAGCAAGAGCCCGCACACUAAGCCCAACCCCCCAUUUGUGGUCGACACGGACUUCUGCUACAUCAAUCCCAACUUCCUGGAGGUGGUGAAGCCUUCGCCGCCGCCACCACCACCAUACCGGAGGUCGCUCGACAGGCGCGUGCGCAGUCUCGAGGCUGUGCUGCCUGCUCCACCCCCGAGGCCACCGCACGGUCCUCACUCAACUCUUGGGAGCCGCAGCAAGAGCCAACUGCCGGCGGAGCAGGAUGAAGGAAAUUGCACAUCGUCCAGUUCUGGGGUCGAGUCGGACGCACAACCGUCUGGGGAGGCCAAGUCCAAUGAGAGCAGCUGAAGUAGUGCAGCCAUAAAUGAUGGCACAACAACACUUCAGGAUGUAUUUCGUAUGAAUUUGCCUUUCCUUAUUGGCUAUUGGCCCCAGCUUUCUCUCGGCACCACAAUUUAGAAUGACUGUAUUGCUGUUGAGUUUGAUAUACAACUUUGUGGUUUUCCUUGGUGGAUACUAAAUGACUUGGCAUGAAAUUGUCCAAUACUGCAUUCAGCCAAACAGGAAUAUGCAAUUUUCUACCCAUGUGUUGCUCCAAACUGGAAUAUACUAUCAAUCAGAUAUGGCACACGUCAGUACACAAUGAGCUUGGCCAAUACAGGACAAGGGCACUUGGACAUCUCUGGGUGAGAGAGGCCUUUAUGCUUAGACUCAGUCAGUAACUUCCAGAGCACAUUCAUUGUAAAGGGACAAAUCACUCCAAUGAGGCACUGUGCUGGCUCUUACAUUCUGCAAAAGUAAACGUGUCAAUUAAGAGCUUCAGCUGCCCCUCAAUAAUAAUGGUGUCACGUGGUCAAUUUCGAUCGUAAUCAGGCCCUAUCCAGAUUGAGUGCUGCUACACGGUCACUUUCGAUCACAAUAUUGCUCGAUCCAGAUUAUUGCAAUCUGUGCACCACGAAUGAGCUUUAAUUGCCAUCACAGGCUGUACCCGCUAGCUCAUUGUGCUAGGAAAUGCUAAAAUCAAAAAGUAAAAGUAGAAAAAUAAAAAUACCCAAAAAAGAUUUUUAUAAGCAAUAGUACAUAUUUUCUUUUAAAAAAGGAGCUUUUACAGCAUAUUAGACAAACUUUAUAAGUGCUUUGGACCCACUAACAACACCUGCUGGGCUCACCCAAACUUGAUCUGGAUCAUUGGAGUGUGUAGCAGCGAUCAAUGUCGAUCGUGGUCAAGAAAUUCAAUCCGGAUUAGGCUCGAUAGAAAUAAAAAAUGACCUAGAACACCAGUAUAAACUUUGUUGUUUCAUAGGUCCAGCCCUCACAAGCCUUCAUUGUUUAACUGCGCGAACAAACGGACCACACAAACGGCAGGAACAAGGACGGGCGCAGUCCUUGUUCCCCGAUGUCUCUGUGGUCCGUUUGGCAGUUAAACAAUGUUUGCCAAUAUGCACCAACAACAAGUUCUUCUAAACCUCACAAGCCAUCAGUUUGUAUCAUGUCAAUGCAAACCUUUUCUUUGGAUAUAUUAAAAUGAGAAUGUAAGCAACAACAAAUAAGGACACAAAAUUAACACACCCAGCCACUUCCGAUGACUUAAGUCAUUGAAAGUAACACAAGACUAUGCAUAUUAAUAUAAAAACCAAUACAGGAGAUUUUCUAUCAUCUCGGCGAUCCAGGCUCGAUACCACUGCGUAACACGCAUUUUCCGCCCCCAGAAAUUCCAAUAAGUCUGUGUAUGUCGGCUCAUCAUUAGGCGUCCUUUGGAACUGCACCAGCCUCGCGAUUUCAUAGGUGCACUGGUGCUUAAACCAGAACGCACAACGAAGUCGCGUCAAGUGUUGCAUGGGCAGCUGCAACAUCUUGCUUUUGUGUGCGGGAUGUCUAAAACUGCAUAAUCCUCAAGCAUAAUUGCUGGCAAAUGUUUUUAUUCUGAACAGUUGAAGCCCUUAUGUACUGAUUUUAAAACUGAAUUUAUGACAAUUCAUUGAGCAUACUUUUCAACCAAAAAUGUGCAACUCUGGUGAUGUCUGUAGCUUGGUUGGUCAAUCGUGAGUUGUUUUGCAAGACAAACGGGCAGCUGGCGAUGUGCUCUGCGUCCAUAAAGCGUGAGUCGGCCAUUUUGCUGUGAAAUGAGACGUGCGGGUUGAGCAUGCUGCACUUGCAAGAGCAAGUAGACAAAAAUACGUCCACAGCCAAUUUAUAACCAUGUUGCUUCAACCAAGUGGGCUUAGUGCUAAUGUGCAAGCUGAUGCCAUCCUUCUCGGCAGGUACCCCAGAAAGUAUCUGUAGUGCAACUCGAUUGAAUUCAUUUGUCACUGCAAUAAGCAUUUGUUUCCCGCUGUGCCACUCCUCAAUGAGGCACACAACUUUCACUGCCAUUCUCUGACUGGGCUGCACCCUUAUGACACCGACUUUUGUUUGAAAAGCAUGAGAAGCGGGCACUUGUACAAUGUAUUGAAUGCUGCGUAAAUAAGAGUGCUACGCAAUAGCAUUAUCACGACAGAAGGGGUCCUUCCUUGUGUGAAUGAUAUGGUUAUGCACGAACCAACUAGGGGCCAGGUUCUGCUAAAACACCGCUCUACAAUGCAAGCAAUGUGAAACAGAAGGCCAAGUUAUUUCGCUAGACCAGUCCUGGGGCACCCAGUUUGUGUGACUUAUUUCACCCGUGAUAACCAGAAAUGCGCAUGACAUUGGCAGGCAGACUUAGCUGCAACAGCCAUCCCAUCAUCGUGCAUCUGCCAUUGUUAAGGUGUGGCAUUUUGCUGUUUCAGUGAGAGACUGUUCUGCUGCAGUGAAAUUUCCGUUUCUUUUGUUGGCCAUGUAGGACGCAUACUUCUCAUUUAUCAUUAAAUGGAUAGCCAGUUAAUUCACCCACACAUAGCUUUAAACUAAGAAUAAUUGACAGAAAAACUGCAAAAUGUCGCCUCCAAGCGAAAUUUGGCUGAAAUUUAGCCAAAAUAGCUCCUGUCCUUAUUAUUUAUGCAACAUUCUGCACUUACUGCUACAUCUAGUACACAGAGCCAAGUUCUGAAACACAUUAUACAUGACGUACAAACUGUGUGACAUUAUCUACAACUUUAUUCUACACGUGUUUUCAGCAUUGUGCAGGUAGAAAAAUCCAGUCUUGCAGCAAGUUUUGCCAAUAAUGCUGCAGCAGCAGUAGUGUGCACUACCUUUGUUGUCAGGGAAAAUUUCUGGUUAUCUGUAAAAGUCUGCGCAUGAAAAAGCGAUUGCGUCAUCUAAUUUAUUUUUCUUAUUUUUACUGUUACGGACUAGAAUUAUGUUUGCCCAGUGAAAUUUACGAGCUGUGCAUGGUAUUCACUUUUGUGGCGUUCAGCUCGCUCAAGAAGCUUUGUGUAAAAUUGUUUUCAUGAGCUGUGUUGGUCAUGCAUGAUCAUGGCAAUUGCUAAGCAGCACAAACAUGUUCAAUUGUAAAACAAAUUGCACCAACUUGCCCAAGAAGAAGUUUCAUUAUAUAAUACUCAAUUGUGAUGUGGCAGCAGUGGUUGAAGCCGCUAGAUGAUCCGACUUGAUUUGCAACCACUUGCAUUGUGUGAUGUCUGCUGACAGGCCUCUUGCAGACUGCCAUCCUAAGUGAAGACCAUCAGCACAGCUCUGCCAACUUUUAUGUUAUCAUAACUGUACAUAGCAUGAUGACACACAGUAGGCCAGUGCCUACAGUGCCAGCCAGCAUUAUAAGAGAAAAGGCUAGCACACCUGCAUUGAACAACCAGCACUUAGGCACACGUUCAUGUGACCUCUGGCAUUGGAUGCCAACUGCUUAAAGUUGCACUCUAGUAUAUUCUCCUUUCAACAUGCAACGGCAAUCCCCAUUCUGUGCAAGUAAGAAGGAGUCAACACUGGCCAGCACUAUACAGACACUGUACUACCGAUGACUAUGCAUUCCAGAGUUACUUUAUUUCCCGUGACUAGUCCCUGUGCUCGUGUUAGCCAAAAAAAGCAUUAUUUAUUGAGAUGUCUCGGAAAACAUUAGUGUGUGCGUGUGUGUGAAGUUGUGUAUUUGUGGCUUGAAUGUAACUGACUGUGUAGAGGGCAUUGCUUCAGUAAAUGCCAAGACUCUUGCGUGUAUUAUAUGUAGUAGUGCCUCUCGGAUUGUUUUCAUGCCUUUAAAUGGGAACAAUUGCGUUUAGGUUCACAGAAACAUUUACUGCAUGCUCUGUCCCGAACAGCAGUGUGCCAUCUUUUGUUUUGUUUGCAAUAAAUUUUAAAGAGUCUG
Molecule: messenger RNA, 7696 nt
Organism: Dermacentor silvarum
Lineage: Eukaryota; Metazoa; Arthropoda; Arachnida; Ixodida; Ixodidae
Product: mucin-17
Exons: 2
Coding region: 253-3813 (1186 amino acids)
Source: RefSeq, a predicted model, not a curated record